Epithele typhae is the source of this 642-nucleotide messenger RNA. RefSeq lists its product as uncharacterized. The coding region runs from base 1 to 642 and encodes 213 amino acids. The record is from RefSeq and is a predicted model, not a curated record. The transcript has 4 exons. NCBI's taxonomy places the organism in Eukaryota, Fungi, Basidiomycota, Agaricomycetes, Polyporales, Epitheliaceae.
AUGUCCGUUCACAUCGGCGGAUUCUGGUUUCCCUAUGAGGCCUUCGAUGAUCUAUUUAUGAAAGCGUACGACAUUCCUGACAUCACCGCUCCCAUUUACUUCGACGACUGCGACUAUCUCGAUUUCCCCACUCUCAUUGGACAUGACGUCCGGGACAAAUCUGGCGAACUCGCAUCGGGAUGGGUCCUUGCGUGUCGCUUGGCGUUUGUUGACCCCGGGCUUGAGGUUCCGGACCUCUCCAUCGAUCAAAGCACGAGGGCCUGUGCCGACCACUGGUUCCCGCCGUGGCUACGCGGCCUCGAAGACUUCAAAAAGGUUCGGUAUAUACAGUACGAGCAUAACGGAUACAUCCCUAUUCCUUUCAUUGAGUCGAAAGAGAGGGAGUGUGGCAUGCCCCAGCAGAAGUGCUGCCCAGAUAUGCCGAAACGGCUGCAGAAGCGUCACGAGUGGGGUCGUACUUUCACCUACGUGCCUCCCAGUGUGCACGCUUUGUAUGUCUAUGACGACGACGACGACGACGACGACGACGACGACAGCGCCAAUACCUCAGACUCGGACUUCGCUCAACCAUCCGGAGGAACCCCUUCACCUUGGGCAAGCGUCCAACAUCCGCGUCGCGGUGUCGGCCGUACAUCCAACUAG